AUGCCGAACUUGUGGACGAAGCGCAACGCCUCAGCCCCGGGCAGUGAGACAUCGCCGCUCCUCGAAUCCGAGACCGCCUCCAAUGUCGGAGCACCGAGCCGAAGGAACCCCAACGCAACCCCCCAGGAUCCGUCCUCCGGGGUUGCACAAACCGAUACCGUUGCAGAACAAAUCACUCAUGCGGAGCGUGUCUGGCUUUUUGUCGGGAUCUUUCUCGUCGGCUACGCCUACGGUCUGGAUAGUCAGGUCCGAUCAACCUACCAACCAUACGCCACCUCAAGUCUAAACCUGCACUCAUCCCACUCGACCAUCAACGUCCUGCGCAGCGUCGUCGCCGUGGCCUCACAACCUACAGUCGCCAAGGUCGCUGAUAUAUAUGGCCGUUUCGAAGCGAUUUCGGUGUCAAUUUUGUUCUAUGUUGUCGGGACGCUUCUAGAGGCCAGCGCGACGUCCGUUGAGCUAUUUUGUGUUGGCGCUAUUUUAUACCAGAUCGGCUGGACCUGCAUCGUUUUACUACUCGAGGUUCUCGUCGCCGACUUCUCGUCGAUGCGUUCUCGGGUCUUCUUCAGCUAUAUCCCAGCUAUCCCUUUCGUCUUCAACACAUGGAUUAGCGGAAACGUAACGGCUGCUGUACUACGCGUCCUGUCAUGGCGAUAUGGCAUUGGUAUGUGGGCGAUAAUUUUGCCCAUCUGUUCCACCCCGCUGCUCACGAGUCUCUAUUCCUUCGGGAAAAGGACGCGCAAGUAUGAGACUCACCCUGAGUCGAAGAGAGCGGCGGUUGACCUAUUUCACCAACUGGACGCUGUCGGUCUGGCCAUUCUCAUCGCGGCCUUCUCCUUCACGUUGGCACCCCUCACUCUGGCCGGAGGGACAGUGAGCCACUGGAAAUCUCCCGGAAUCAUAGUCCCCCUUGCCUUCGGCCUGGCAUGCAUUCCCGCCUUCGUCUUUUGGGAACGUUGUUAUGCUCAAGUCCCUCUUAUACCCUUCCGCCUUCUCAAAGACCGCGGAGUCUGGUCAGCUCUGGCGGUGCGGAGUCUGCUCAACUUUGCAUGGUCGACCCAAGGAAACUACUUGUAUACCGUGCUCGUGGUAGCAUUUGACUUCUCCAUCGAGACGUCAACCCGCAUCUUGUCAUUCUUCUCAUUUUUUGGCGUUUUCAGUGGUGUCUUGGUCGGCAUCAUCAUCUACAGGAUCCGCAGACUCAAGGGCAUCAUCGUAGCAGGCGCUUGCAUCUUCACAGCAUCAUUCGGUCUUCUUAUCCUAUAUCCUGGGGGAGCAACUGCCAGUUCAAAAUUCGGUCUCAUUGCUGGCCAAAUUAUCAUGGGAUUGGCGGGCGGCUUGUUUGCGUACCCGACUCAGGCGUCUAUACAGGCAUCCGCAGAUCGUGAGCACGUCGCUGUUGUCACCAGCCUGUAUCUAUCAGUCUUCAACGUGGGUAGUGCCUUGGGAAACUGCCUGUCGGGAGCUCUUUGGACACAGCUGCUUUACCCGUCUUUGCAACAGAACCUUGCAUUCCAGCCAAACACGACGUUGGCUCAGGCUGUUUACAACUCGCCAUUCUCGACCAUCGAGCACUACCCCGUUGGCGGAAAGAUUAGAGAUGCUAUCAUUGACAGCUACAGGGAUGUCCAGAGGCUGCUCUGUAUUGCUGGAAUGUGCAUUUGUGUGCCAAUGGUCGGCUUCGCUUUUGCGUUGAGGAACCCGAGAUUAUCGGAGGAACGAGUGCAACCGGACGCAUCUGCAGAGUCUGAUUCGUGA
Colletotrichum spaethianum is the source of this 1758-nucleotide messenger RNA. RefSeq names its product siderophore iron transporter 1. Lineage: Eukaryota; Fungi; Ascomycota; Sordariomycetes; Glomerellales; Glomerellaceae. The record is from RefSeq and is a predicted model, not a curated record. Gene Ontology annotation, cellular component: endosome; vacuolar membrane. Gene Ontology annotation, biological process: intracellular iron ion homeostasis; transmembrane transport. Bases 1 to 1758 code for a protein of 585 amino acids. The transcript has a single exon. Gene Ontology annotation, molecular function: siderophore-iron transmembrane transporter activity.